Gadus morhua (Atlantic cod) is the source of this 4968-nucleotide messenger RNA. RefSeq names its product ras association domain-containing protein 8. The record is from RefSeq and is a predicted model, not a curated record. NCBI's taxonomy places the organism in Eukaryota, Metazoa, Chordata, Actinopteri, Gadiformes, Gadidae. The transcript is spliced from 9 exons. Gene Ontology annotation, biological process: signal transduction. The coding region runs from base 399 to 1727 and encodes 442 amino acids.
GAGGGGGAGGGGGAGGAGGAGAUCACGUCCAUCGCUUAUUGGGGACGCCGCGAUGACUGGACUGAACGCGUGUUUACACGCAUCGCCGCGCGCAGACCGCAAACUUUGAUCACGAGGACGCGUUCAGUCACGAUUUGGCGUACACAUAGGCACGCACACACACACACACACACACACACACGGACUACGCUAUAGUGGCCCGCCUAACAUGCGGGGGAAAGUAACGGGGUUCGGCCGAACGGAUUCGCCAAAACAACCGCAGAAGAACGCGUACUGGUAGAAUCCGAAGCGGUUUGAAGACCAACUUGUACGGAGACCUCCGGGCCUGAAGUAGGAUGGCAGUCUCUCGCCCGGCCUCGCCCUGAGGGCAUGUUGGCGAGUGGAUCGUCGCGUCCGUCAUGGAACUGAAGGUCUGGGUGGACGGCGUGCAGCGGAUCGUCUGCGGCGUCACCGAGUUCACCACCUGCCAGGAAGUGGUCAUCGCGCUGGCGCAGGCCAUCGGCCGUACGGGCAGGUACACCCUCAUAGAGCGAUGGCGGGAGUCAGAGCGCCACCUGUCUCCCCACGAGAGCCCGGUGGCGUCGCUGAACACCUGGGGGCAGUACGCCAGCGACGUGCAGCUGGUGCUGCAGCGCACGGGCCCCUCCCUCAGCGAGCGGCCCGGCUCCGAGGGCCCCGCCCGCCUCCCGGAGCGCGGCCUCUACCGCCAGAGCCUCCCGCCGCUGGCCAAGCUCCGCCCCUCGCCCGCCGACCGCUCCCUCCGGCGCCGCGAGCCCAAACGCAAGUCGCUGACCUUCAGCGGGGGGGCGCGCGGGCUCAGGGACAUCUUCGGGAAGAGCCGCGACGCUGAGGGUAAGCACAGCCAGCAGCAGCAGCAGCAGCAGCGCGGGGGGGUCCACCUCAGCCUGACCCGGGUCCAGUACGUGGGGGGCGGGGGCUACGGCUCGCUGCCCCCCAGCCCGGCCCGGGAGCUGGGCCGGCUGGUGCAGCUGCAGCGGGACAAGCUGCAGGCGCUGGACGGCCGGCUGGCGGGCUGCGACGCUGAGCUCCGCGACUGGGAGGAGGCCGCCGGCCAGCCCAACGAGGCGCUGGGGUACGAGGAGGAGCUGCUGCUCCUGCAGCAGCAGCUGCAGCGGAGCGACGCCGAGGCGGAGGAGGAGGAGUUCUGGCUCAACGAGCUGCACAUCGAGCAGGAGAGCGAGCGGCAGCUCCGCCUGCAGCUGGGCGAGCUGCAGAGCCGCGUGCACGAGGUCACCGGCCGGCUGCUGGAGUACCUGGCCCGCGUGCAGACCAUGGAGGCGGGGCUCGAGCAGACGAGACUGCAGCAGGAGGCGGAGCUUAACCAGCAGGCCAAUGAGGAAGAGGUGCAGGCCCAGCUGUGCCGGGUGCGGACGGAGCUGGAGCAGCAGAGCCAGCAGAGCUCCCGUCUGGAGAACAGCUGUCGGGCGCUGGAGCGAUCGUUGGGCCAGUCGUCCAAGAGGCUGCAGGACCAGGACCAGGAGCUGGAGCAGCUCACCAAGGAGCUGCGUCAGGUCAACCUGCAGCAGUUCAUCCAGCAGACGGGCACCAAGGUCACCGUGCUGCCGGCCGAGCCCGGGGACGAGGACCGCGAGGCGGAGCCCGGCUCCCUGAGGCGGCUCGGCUCGGCCCGCCUGCUGCCCAGCGACCUCCGCGACCUCCAGGGCCCCGCCUCCUCCAGCCUCAACCCCGAGGGCAUCUACGUCUGAGCCGCCCCCUCGGCCCUGCCCCCCUACAGGGCUCCAGGGGCCCCCGGGGGGGGGGGGGGGGGGGGCAGGAGCAGCUUCCACCCCCCUACGUACGAAGGGAAGGUUGACCCCCCGCCAUGCCUCGGAGGGGGGCUCUUCAGUACUGCUGCCGGGGGCUCUGGGGCGAGACGCCGGAGGGGUUCCAGUGCCUGAGGCCGGGCGGAGGCUCGGACUACGUCCUAAACCCAGAAGACGAAAUCAGUGAAACGUUCUGUUUUUAUUUAGAUUAACCUUCACACAUCCCAGCUCUGCGACAGCGACGCAGAAUAACAACGAGGAUAACGCAAACUCCUCCGGGCCUCCACCUCUCUCAGCGUCAGCCCCAAACAACGCGCGACCCCCUGAUGUAUAGGGGGUCCCCUACAAUGUCUCAAAACAAAAGGCUGCUUUUGAUCUGAGACCCCCAACACGGACUGGACUGCUGUGAGGGACCACCCUGGGGGGGGGUGAGGGGGGGUUGGUCCAUACUGAAGGAGACGAAGGGAAGUGUUGAGAUUAUUGAUGGGGUGGGAAAGUUGUGUCAUGUUGCCACACACACACACACACACACACACACACACACACACACACACACACACACACACACACACACACACACACACACACACACACACUCUUUAAUGAAAUAAUAGCCAUAUAUGAUUGCCUUACUCUGGUUGAGGGUAUUUCUGUCCCAUGUAAACCAGAGGUCAGUUUAAUUUUGAUUUUACUCUUCUAACAGAUGGUCGCCUAAAGCUAUGGUUCCUUGAAUAGAUUUUUCUAUUCAAUUUGCCAUUCAGCUAUUAGUCAUUGAUGAAAUUGUUGCCAAUAGUUGGUAAUCAAUAGUCAGAGCUACAGAUGUCCAGUAAAUCAUUGAAUAAUUACUACUUAUUUUUUCAGACUAUGGGGAUUGGUUUCAUGUUUACAAAUAUGCAGCGAGCGUUCAUAACUAAUCUCUUCUGCUUGUUUAAACCUAACCUAAACCCUCUCCUACGAGUAUGCUAAAAUGAACUGCUAGAAGCUAUAAACUGAUUUCACGAGGCAUAAUUAAGUAUUAACCUUUUUUAAGAUUGUACAUUAUUUUUGAAUAAGUGAAUGAGAUCCUCCCAGUCCAUGUAAUGAAUUAACCGCUUUCACACUAACUUUUCAUGAGAUUAUUUCAGUUAUCGUAUUGCCUACAACGUCCUAGUUUCACCACUAGAUGGCGGCAAGGUCAACAUUAUUUAUGGGGGCUAACCGCUAACCGUCGUCCUUCUGCCUCAACUGUGUCGCAUCACUCGUUUCAUUAUUUAACACAAUCGUUAUCGUUUUGUACAGAUACUAACAUACAAGCACUUUAACUCUUCAAUGAACCGUUUUAAGAAAUGUCCCUCACACACAUUCACUACUAUUUUGUUCUUAAAACGGUGCCAGAGUUUAUCAUCCUUUGCCCUAAUCUAUCCUCUUUUUAAUGAAGAAGCUGUGCUCUCUGUUCUGUUUAUUAAUAAUUUCUCUACAACUGAAGAUGUCUCAUACGAACCAAAGCCGAUGAUGUGUCAAAUAUAUAGUAGCAUUAACAUGAAUGUAAUGUUUUCUUAGGAAUGCAGGAUAUACACACGCUAGUCUGUAGUACUGUAGCAGACCUAUUCAGCACGCUUUAGGGUUUGUUUUAGCCUUUAUAAGACGGAUGGAUGGACGAGGCGGUCAUGGAAUACAUCAUUUCGCCUGUGUUUAAAUUGAUAGUCUUUGUGACUGAGCAGAUUUUGUACCCGCUUCAACACCGUGGGGUUAAAAACAAACUAUACAGUCGAGUUGUUUUCCCCAAGGUGUCUUUGAAAUGCUAAUCUCUCAACAAGGGGCGAAGAGAAGAUACUUGCUGUUGCAUUCUGGGAUUACAACAACACCACCAUUCUUAAGGAGGAGAGGCAGGGGGGCGUGAACAAAUAGAGAACGAGUUCCCGCCAAACAGAGACUUCUCCACCGCCUGCUCUCACCCCUCGAACAGGAUUUGAAUAACAAUGGCAUGCCUUACGGAUCGAACUGAACUGUAAAUACUAGCGUCUACACAUCACCGCUUUCUAUCAAAUAUCUUUUUUGUUUGUUUUGGUUUUGUUUAUAAGAAAAUCGUUGGGCCGUCGGUGAGGUUGAAAUUGAAAGCUGUGGGCCGACGCGAUCGUUUUUGUGUGCGUGUGUCGUAGCCUACACGGCGGUUGUUUUAGGACCUAAAGGGCUGAUAAUGGUUCCACGUCGACGCAACGCAAGGGGCUUUACGGACCCUUUACGUCUUGCGGACCCUCCUUGCGUUCAACGCAAGGGCCUGACGUGCGCCUCACAAAAAUCAUAACCUUGCGUCGAGGCGACGCAGCAGCAAGGGCUGUGAUUGGUCUGCUAACUAAAACCUGACGCAGAACCAAGACAGGUUCACGACUGCGUUGAAGCGUCUGCGUGGUCCUUGCGUUGCGUCGACGUGGAACCUACACAAAGACGGGCAGCAGGAUGCGGCUUAAUGGUCGAGGUCCGGUCGGGCUACAGUCGGCUCUAUUGUAGUAACGUUAAUUAUGCAUUAACUGUUGCCAAGAUGUCCACAAUGCAGUGAAACCUUUUUUCGUUUUGGUAAACAUUGAAACAAUGGCUCAAGGUGACGAAUAUCAGGUUAAAAUAUCCAUCAGUUAUUAUAUAAAGCUUUGAGCUGUGCUGUGAUAAAAUGUUAGUUACAAAUGAUGACGAUGCCAUUGUUGACUCGGAUAUAUUUUUUAAACUUGGAAGUUCUGCUGAAGUUAAAGCAGAUCUGUCCCCACUUUUUGAUUUAAGUAAUUCAACCAAACGUCAAAAAACAAUAUAAAAUUGUAUAGGCUAUAUACUGUAGCAUAGACAGAAUUAGUUUUAGCAAUGACGUACGAUUUCUGCAUUAACUCAUACACCUGUUUGAGAUGUUAUCAGGUUAAUAUUAAUAACCUAAUUUUAAUAUCAUUUGACGGACUGUAUACUGUAAAAUUGUCAAGUUCACACAUCUUGGCCAGCAUUAAUAACUCCAUUGCAUCAUGAAGAAUGUGACAUGACUUAUAUUUAUAAUGUUUAUUUUUAUCCUGUAAUGUACAUACCAUGAUUGUAGUUGAGAGCAGAAUGAAGUAGGCCUCUCUUUCUCCAUGAACUACAACAGGUCAGUGUAAUAUAACUAAAUAAAAGUUCUGUCAAUUGCAUUUUAUAAAACAUGAAAAAAUAAAAUAAGAACAAAGAUGACAAA